AUGCCCCCAGUGUUUCCGGUAGUUUUGCCAAGUGCAUUGUUAUCUGAUCUAGUCGAAGCCAAGAACAACGGUCCCAACGGACCCAACUUGCAUAUAAGAUUAGGGAAACUAUAUAUCAAAAAGCACUCUAAAUCGUAUGAUAUAGUUCUGGGAGCACAGACUGGCAGCGGUAGCAGUGGCAACUCCUUGACGGAGAGCACGACCAGAGGGCCGCACUUCGACGCAGCGGCGUCGAAGAACGUCACGGCGCUGCUCGGCAAGACAGCUUAUCUGAACUGCAGAGUGAAAAAUCUCGCCAACAGGACGAUGUCUCUGCAGGUGUCGUGGGUGCGGCACAGGGACGUCCACCUGCUGACCGUCGGCCGCUACACCUACACAAGCGACCAGCGCUUCAGAGCCAUCCACCAGCCCCACUCCGAGGACUGGACGCUGCAGAUCAAGUACCCCCAGCACAGGGACUCGGGGGUGUACGAGUGCCAGGUGUCGUCCACACCGCACCUCAGCCACUUCAUACACCUCACGGUGAUCGAGCCAGAUACAGAGAUCGUGGGCGGACCUGAGCUGUUCAUUGAUCGAGGAAGCACCAUCAACCUCACCUGCGUCGUCCGGCACAGUCCCGAGCCGCCCGCUUACAUUUUCUGGAACCAUAACGAUGCUAUAAUCAGCUACUCCAGCUCAAGAGGAGGAGUUAGCGUGGCCACAGAGCGAGGAGAAACCAGCAGAAGCGUCCUCUUGAUACAAAAAGCUAGGCCAUCGGAUUCCGGGAACUACCAGUGUAACCCUUCCAACGCUAGACCAGCUAAUGUCACCGUUCACGUUCUCAAUGGUGAGCACCCCGAGGCCAUGCAGCACGGAGGCAACCAGAGGAUGGGUCCUUCACUGGGCGCGCUGGCCUUCAUCUCGUACAUUCUGUUGGCUUACUGUUAAGUUUCAGACUCUCCAUUUAGUCGUUCAAUGCUAAUGGUCAGUGUCGACGAUGUGCGUGUUACUACUAAAACUAAUUUCUAUUAUGCUCUGGCGAGGUCUGCUACAGCCAUUCAGCCCCAGCGUGGGCACAGUGGGAGGGAUAAGGGGGUUGGAUGAAAUUCUGAGAGGUGAAAUGUAAGAAGCACAGUUGUCUUGCUUUUGUAGUCGGUAAUUCUAAUAGUUCUACUACUAAGAUGUUGCAAAAAAAACAUUCAAUCCUGAAACAAUCAAAACAACUGUUAGCAACUAUAAAAGAACAAAUUGAUUUACUGAGAAUACUACAUAAGUGAGGUACAUACAAUAUCACAGAGUUAAAAUUCAUAGAUCUACUGUAAAUGCGUUUUAAAGAAAUCAAUUUUUGCACUGAUUUUUUAAAAUGGUGCUGUAAG
This is a messenger RNA of Anoplophora glabripennis (Asian longhorned beetle), 1355 nucleotides long. Its product is annotated as kin of IRRE-like protein 3. Gene Ontology annotation, biological process: synapse organization. Gene Ontology annotation, cellular component: neuron projection membrane. The transcript is spliced from 6 exons. The record is from RefSeq and is a predicted model, not a curated record. NCBI's taxonomy places the organism in Eukaryota, Metazoa, Arthropoda, Insecta, Coleoptera, Cerambycidae. Bases 1 to 927 code for a protein of 308 amino acids.